This is a messenger RNA of Uncinocarpus reesii 1704, 1149 nucleotides long. RefSeq lists its product as uncharacterized. The transcript has 6 exons. The coding region runs from base 1 to 1149 and encodes 382 amino acids. Gene Ontology annotation, biological process: protein N-linked glycosylation. NCBI's taxonomy places the organism in Eukaryota, Fungi, Ascomycota, Eurotiomycetes, Onygenales, Onygenaceae. Gene Ontology annotation, molecular function: alpha-1,6-mannosyltransferase activity. Gene Ontology annotation, cellular component: endoplasmic reticulum membrane. The record is from RefSeq and is a predicted model, not a curated record.
AUGACCGUUCGCACGCUGGCAAUCAGAUUCACGGAUUUGGCUUUGAUGCUGGAGUCAUCGUGUGCGGAACCGAAGCCGGGAUCGGACUGGGUACGGCCCCAGCCAACUGGGAAAGGGAGAAUCCUAAGAGGAGUGGGUGUUACCGUAGAGAAGCUUUCCGAACAUGAAGAAGAUCAUUUUGUAUGGGAUUCUAUCGAGAACACAUUUGGGAUUCAAAGUCCUAGGAGGUCUUUUAACGUGUUGUUGUGUGAAGUAGGUGGUGAGUAUGGUAUUCAAGGAGUCCCAUUCCUCAUCUCCGUCCACCUUGUUCUCUCGCCCUACACCAAGGUGGAAGAAUCCUUCAACAUCCAGGCCGUCCACGACAUUCUAAGAUACGGGAUUCCAUCGAAGAACAUUCCAAAGGAAUUGCGCGAAAACUAUGACCACUUUACGUUUCCUGGUGCCGUGCCGCGGACCUUUGUGGGAGCUCUGCUGCUUGCGGGCGUCGCGAGACCGUUGAUAUGGAUAAAUGCAAAACUACAGAGCCAAUUGUUGGUGAGAGGAAUUUUGGGCGCAUUCAAUGCUGUUGCUUUGAUGUUUUAUGCCCGCGCUGUGAGACGGGCUUUUGGCAAGGAGGCUGGGGUGUGGUAUAUCUUGCUCCAGGCAAGCCAAUUCCAUGUGAUAUACUAUGCUUCUCGGACACUUCCGAAUAUGUUCGCGUUUGGGAUUAUGUUUCGAUCAGAAAUAGCCUUGUUACUGGGCACCAUCACCGUCUAUCACUGGCUACAAGGCAACAUCAGUAUCCGGCGGGAGAUCGUCCCCGCCGGCGUAUCUGGCGUUUUGAUUGCACUGCUGGUUUCAGUACCCAUUGAUUCAUUUUUUUGGCAAAGAUUCCCGCUCUGGCCUGAACUUUCAGCGUUUUUCUAUAAUGUUGUGUCCGGAAAGGCAUCGGACUGGGGCGUUCAUCCAUGGCACUUCUACUUGACCAGCGCCAUUCCUCGUCUCCUGCUUAACCCCCUCGCCUACAUAGUCGCCAUUCCCAUGUCAUUUGUUCCAGCGAGGCGACAUGCUGCGCUCUCCCUUCUCACUCCAUCUCUCGCCUUCAUCGCCCUGAUAAAAAAUCCUCAUGGUACCGACUCAUGUCAAUCGCUCUUGUCCUCUCUACCAUAG